GGUCCAACCCUCAGCGGCAGCAGCACCGAGCAGCGGCGGCGUCGAGACGGCAGAGUGCAGAGUGACAGGGCGUUAUCUUUUACAUGAUUAAAACACUAAACCGGGAGGAAUACACAUACGGAUCGAUAGAAACAUAUCUUAAACACCCAGUCCGUCAUGGAAUCCUAUGACAUUUUAGCUAACCAGCCUGUUGUGAUUGAUAAUGGUUCGGGGGUUAUCAAGGCUGGUUUUGCAGGUGACCAGAUCCCCAAAUACUGCUUCCCUAACUAUGUGGGGCGUCCCAAGCAUGUGCGUGUGAUGGCAGGAGCCCUGGAGGGAGACCUCUUCAUCGGACCCAAGGCAGAGGAGCACAGGGGCUUGUUGUCGGUUCGGUAUCCGAUGGAGCACGGGAUAGUGAAGGACUGGAACGACAUGGAGAGGAUCUGGCAGUAUGUUUAUUCCAAGGAGCAGUUGCAGACUUUCUCCGAGGAGCAUCCUGUACUGCUGACUGAAGCGCCGCUCAACCCCAGCAAGAACAGGGAGAAGGCUGCAGAGGUUUUCUUUGAGACCUUCAACGUUCCUGCUCUCUUCAUCUCCAUGCAGGCUGUCCUUAGCUUGUACGCCACAGGUCGUACCACUGGUGUCGUGUUGGAUUCAGGGGAUGGUGUAACCCACGUUGUGCCCAUCUACGAGGGCUUUGCCAUCCCACACUCCAUCAUGCGGGUGGACAUUGCUGGAAGAGACGUCUCGCGGUACCUCCGUCUGCUGCUGCGCAAGGAAGGCUACAACUUCAACACCUCUGCAGAGUUCGAGGUUGUUCGCACCGUCAAAGAGAGAGCCUGUUAUCUAUCUCUCAACCCGCAAAAGGACGAGACUUUAGAAACAGAGAAGGCCCAGUAUGUUCUCCCUGAUGGAAGCACUUUAAACAUCGGUCCGGCCAGGUUCCGCGCUCCAGAGCUGCUGUUCAGACCCGACCUGAUAGGAGAUGAAAGCUCUGGGAUCCACGAGGUCCUGGCUUAUGCUAUCCAGAAGUCUGACAUGGACCUCCGACGCACACUGUUCUCCACCAUAGUAUUGUGUGGGGGAUCGACAUUGAUCAAAGGCUUUGGAGAAAGACUACUAACUGAAGUCAAGAAGCUCGCACCCAAAGACGUGAAGAUCAAGAUUUCUGCUCCCCAAGAGAGGCUCUACUCCACGUGGAUUGGUGGCUCUAUCCUGGCAUCAUUGGACACCUUUAAAAAGAUGUGGGUGUCAAAGCGGGAAUAUGAAGAAGACAGAGCACGUGCCAUCCACAGGAAGACCUUCUAGUAGGGGCCGGCGCCUUGCGAUUGCCCCCAGAACUGCCCUCAAAUCUCCCCCAUCAUACUGACGGAGACUCCCAUACUCCUGCACCUGUCAUCUCCGGGUACCUCUGCAUCAUCCUUUAUCAACCCAACCGCUUCUAAACCACUGUCCGUCUACUGCUUUACCCCUCCACCCAGAGAAACACACACGUCGAUGUGUGGUAGUUUCCAUAUUUACCUCCUUUUUCAUUCGCCUCCUGUUUCCCCCCAGUUCUUCCUGCUGUAGGGUGACGGUGAGAGCACCCGCUAACCUCCAAACAUCCCAAACAUUCACACACAGAGGGCCGUCAGGGUAUCUGGGAGGAUUAGCACUGUGGACUCUUACUACAGGCCAUACUAUACUAUAAUUUAGUCCACAUUGAAGUAUUGGUAUUGCUCUCUUGCCUACAAAGCCCUGCAAGGUGUAGAAUAUCAUGAAAUGUCAAUAAAAGUGAAUGUUUUUUUUUUUUUUUUGCUACUGUUGAAAUUUCCAUUCCAAACCGAAGAUUUAGGUUUUUAUUUGAUGUCCAUUUUGUACACUUUUUUUUUCCUGUUUCUGACAUGGAUUAGCUCGUACAGAAGAAAGGUUUGAAGUACUAUAGAAGUAUGUAGUGCUAGUGUCAGUGAGCAGGCAAAAAGGUAAAGAUUACCACUGUAUUAUAUAUCUGGCCCAAACUGCACAGUUACCACCUGGGAGCAAAGUCAAUGCGGUUAAUUUAUCAACUGACUGAACUGAAGUCAGAUCUUAUUAUCUUAUCUGUCAUUAUUACCAAUGAAAUGUUUCUACAUAAACAUGACGUCACGUGUUUGUGUUGAUGAGGAAAAUGUUCAGUCAUUUAGUCGGCGUUUUGUCUCAGCUGACAGGAUUAAAACAAAGUGUAGAAAAAUGCCUUGAUUAUUAUUAUUAUUUUAAUUUUUAAUCCAUCUUUGGGUUCUGCGUUUACAGCGGUCGAGAUGCACACUUAUUAACUUAGAAAUACGGUAUUUUUCGGGUCUUAUUCUCAUUAUUGUUCUGACUCUGGGUCAUAUGUAUAGUAUAUAUCGGGGCAAGCAGCACGAGGCUCUGAAAGCUUUCCAAAUACACUUAAAGUUUACAGAAAUCAUUUCAAACACUCAAACAACUCUCCGAUAUCCGACUCCGAGUUGAUUUCGGGGAGGUGCGCAGCAGUGUUGGUUUGUGGUAGUAACACAGCUGGAAUCGCUCAUCUCUCUAGAUUUUCCAAGUCUGGCAUCAAGUCCCACUCUGUGGCAAUCAUUUCCUCCUCAAGGCUGAAACAUACAUCUGCUCUUUGAUUGUGGUUCGAAUAAACACGGUCGACCAUCAAAGUGAAAUGACUCAUGAUCGUCCUCGAACAGUCCACUGGAUAACCAGCUGUCGCUCUUCUCGAAUCUCCUUAGAAGAAAGUAACGUGCACAAGUUUUCUGUCGGUUGUAAGGCUGAAACUAACGAUUAUCCUCAGUAUCGAUUAAUCUGUCGAUUAUUUUCUCGAUUAACCAUUUUGUAUAUAAAAUGCAAGACACAGUGAAAAUGCCUGUUAUAGUUUCCCAGAGCCCACAGCGACGUCUUAAAGUCUUUGUUUAAUACGACCAACGGUCUAAAACCUAAAGAUAUUCAAUUUACUGUCAUAUGUGACAGAGAAAAGCAGCAAAUCCUCUCAUUUGAGAAGCUAAAACCAGUGAACGUUUGGCCUUUUUGCUCGAAAAAUAGUUGCAGAUAAAUUUUCUGUCUAUCGACUAGUUGAUUUAUCAGCUCUAGUCGUUUGCUAUGACUUUUCUAGCAUGCAUACUGUUUACUUUUGUGUAGCCUCAAAGGCAAGUGUUUGAAAUAUUUCCUGUAAACUGAAGUGUAUAUUUAGAAAGCUUUAGGAGGCUCAUGUUCCGAUAUGUUUUUUUUCUGGAGAUUCUCAAAACUACAACGGAGGUGACGAGUGGAAAGUUAUUUUGACCCAGAGUCAAUUAUAAGAAUAAGACCCAGGUUGAAAAAUACAGGAUUUUGUCCUUUAAAUGCUUCUGUUUUAAGUGUAACAUUCAGCUGAUAUGAUUUAAAAAAAAAAAAAAAAUAGCAGUCCGACUUCCCCCACUUGUCUAUUUGAAGCUCUUUACUCAGAUGCAUGUCAGUUAAUCGUGUACAGUUAAAGAUCUCCACCAUCAGCCACAGAGACAGGAAGCCAGGCUCCAGAGACAGGAAGCCAGGCUCCGGAGUCUGGACGGUUAAACGCUGAGAGGCCACAGAAAAAACCAACAUUGCGGAUGAUUAUUAUUCCCCCCCCCUGUACUAGUAAAAGCCUGGGUCUUAUGAUUUCCCUGCACCUCAAUGGCAGUGAAGGGGUCGUGUCCACACCUGUGUCCGCCUUACUCCAGUGCGUCUGCGCCGGAGCGUCCACGUCGUCUGCUUUUGGGUGUUUUUAAAAAAGAUUACAAAAAAAAAGGUUGUAAAAUGUCAUCAGCCUUGUGUACAGUGGAAUCAAAAACAACCACAACAAAAACCAUUAAGGUAACAGACUAAAAAUGUACAAUACUGUUUAUUCAAGUGUUUGCUUUUACUUUUCGUAAAUUCAAUAUAAUAAAUAAGUUAAUGGCUGCUG
Molecule: messenger RNA, 3886 nt
Organism: Siniperca chuatsi (mandarin fish)
Lineage: Eukaryota; Metazoa; Chordata; Actinopteri; Centrarchiformes; Sinipercidae
Gene: actr1b
Product: actin related protein 1B
Exons: 11
Coding region: 157-1287 (376 amino acids)
Source: RefSeq, a predicted model, not a curated record